Molecule: messenger RNA, 9218 nt
Organism: Solenopsis invicta (red fire ant)
Lineage: Eukaryota; Metazoa; Arthropoda; Insecta; Hymenoptera; Formicidae
Gene: fra
Product: neogenin
Exons: 26
Coding region: 397-4878 (1493 amino acids)
Biological process (GO): cell-cell adhesion
Cellular component (GO): membrane
Molecular function (GO): protein binding
Source: RefSeq, a predicted model, not a curated record
CGCGGCGAUUCUCGUCGUUGGACUGGCAUCACUGGACUAUCCCGGACGCUCCGUGCUCCGUCCGUUAGCCAUGUUUUACGGUCAAAUACGGUCAGCGAGCUUGUCAUGCGAAAAUGCGUCCCGCGGGCGUGAGAACCGAUCUGUCGUGUAAACGGCCGCGACGACGGGCGUAAGGUGUGCGACGGGCCCAGUGCGAGGGCGACGGCGGUACGCGAGAGUGGCAUGCGCUCGCACCUCCGGCGGGACAUCGCGCGCGCGCGUGUGUAACGGCGGUGGUCGUCCUCGGAGGCGGUGGUGAUCUCUCGGGGUGCUCCCGUAGGCCUUUACUCCCGUAGGCGGCGGGCCGCGCGUCGGAGUCUGUGCGGAUCUGACAGACUUCUAGGUUUUUCCGGCCCAAUGGAGCCGCGUCCUCUCGCCGCCGUCCUCUUGGCUUUGUUGUUGACAGCGCUCGCACGAGUCAACGCGGGAGGCUUGGACUUCAUUAUCGAGCCGCGGGAUGUGGUGGUGGAGCAGGGAGGUCCUGCGAGGCUGGACUGCGAGGCGAAGAGCGUAUUUGGGACGCCAAAUAUACAUUGGCGUACGGACGAUGGUCAGCCGAUCACGUUUAUUGGGGACAGUUAUCGAUCACAGCUAGCGAAUGGGUCCUUGUACAUAAAUAGUGUGUACGCUGGUAGUGCAGAAUUAACCGGAAGUUAUCAGUGCUUAGCCUCCAUAGAGAAUGUCGGCUCGAUUGUCUCUCGGCCAGCUACAAUUAAACUUGCAAGCCUCCCUGGCUUUGAAAGGGAACCUCAAGACACCAUGGUUUAUACGGGACAGAUUGCAUAUUUGAGUUGUGCGCUACCGGCUUCCUCGAGUUUGUUAAAGAUACAAUGGUUAAAGGAUGAACGUCCUUUAAAGCUCGAUGAGAAUCGAAUGACAAUUCUGCCAUCAGGCGCGUUGGAGAUCGAUGAUGUUCAGUAUCACGACAUAGGAUCAUACAGAUGUAACGCUAGCGGCUAUGGCCAAUACAGACUGAGCAACAAAGCAGAAUUAGGUUUAUUAUCUAGUGACAUCGAUGAGGGAUCUAGCGCUCCAGUAUUUAUCGCACAACCCCUGCAACAAAUAGCCACCGAAGAGUCUGACGUGACUUUGGAAUGCGCCGCCAAUGGCUAUCCAAAACCGACAAUUCUUUGGCUUAAAGACGGUGUAGCUCUUGAUUUAACGUCACUCGACUCUAGAUAUCGCAAAAUUGCAGCCUCUAGUCUUAUGAUCACGAAUGUGAAAGAAUCGGAUCACGGUUCGUAUCAAUGUCGUGCGGAAAAUAUGGUCGAAUCUUUGGAUGCAGUUGCUGAAUUAAUUGUACAAGUUCCACCGAAAUUUGUGAAGAAGCCGGAAGAUAAAGUGGCAAGUGAGAGUCAGGAUCUAGAGUUCGAAUGUGAAAUCUAUGGAAAACCGGAACCAAAAAUUACCUGGCUGAAGAACGGCGAGCGUAUCACAUUGAGUGCAUAUUGGCAAAUUGUCAAUGGAUACAAUUUGAGAAUCAAUGGACUGUUACCCAUAGAUGCAGGAAUUUUCCAGUGCAUGGGAGUGAAUCCUGCUGGUAGUGUUCAAGCCUCGGCACGUCUUACAAUUAACCAGCCCAAGAUAGCAAAUCCCCAUAGAACAACUACUCCUAAGACAGUUCCUAAGAAAAAAUUAUUACUGCACCGGCAGUUGUAUAAUAAGACGUGGCAGCAUCCAAGUACUCUCCUAGGACACACGUUCUCGUCACACAUGCCAAGUCCUCCACUUUCAAUAAGUCCGUCCGACGAUCCUGCAGAUCUGCUCCCGAGUUCGUUUAAGUAUCCUAACUCCCUUUACGAUCCGGACUCCCGUUUUGUAGAUGAUACAGAUACUCUAGAAGCGUUUGAUGGGGGUGGUGUACCCUCACCGCCGAGGAACUUGAGUCUCGUCAUCGUUACCGCAAGAUUCGUUACACUACGCUGGCAAGAGCCAGAAAACGCAAACAGCGACGCUCUCAACUAUUUCAUACAUUAUAAACAGGAGGGGGCUAUGAGGGAAAGAGUUGUCAACACGCAGCAGAAGCUGGAGGCCAUGAUACGUGGUUUGCAACCUAGUAUGACGUAUCAAUUCCACGUGGUUGCACAAAAUUCUCGAGGAAUCAGUGCUCCUAGCGAAGUAUUACAAGUUGCAACAUUGAUAGAGGCUAAUGUUCCCGGACCUCCGAUGAAUCUAGAGGGUCAUGCGACAAGCAGCAUGAGUAUUACCUUAUCGUGGGAGGAGCCACAAGUUAUAAAUGGUCGAAUAUCUAAAUAUAUUAUUACAUUUAUGGAGGGCGACGGUGAAGAGGUAACACGUGAAACUACUAGUACAACGUAUGAAUUGGUAGAUCUCGUGCCUUAUACGGAAUACAGUAUUAGAGUUCAAGCGGUCAACGAAAAUGGCCCAGGCGCGUUUAGUAAAGAUAUCAUGAUUCGGACUCACAGCGCACAACCGACACAACCGCCGCAUAACGUUACUUUAGAAGCAGCUAGUUCGACGAGUAUUAUCAUAAGGUGGGAACCUCCGCUCGAGGGGCAGAAUGGAAUCAUCACGGGUUAUAGAAUACGUUAUCGCAGAUAUCCGCAUGACCCCCGAUCCGGGGAUCGGCGAUCCCCGAUCACGGUGACAACUGAAGGAAAUCAACGUUUAUACGUGCUCAAUGGGCUCGAAAAGCACGUUGUGUAUCAAGUCCGCAUAUGUGCCUUCAAUGUCAAUGGAACUGGACCUUGGACAGAAUGGACAAAGAUAGAGACGUACGAGAACGAUUUGGACGAAACAAAAGUACCAAAUGUACCCAGUAAUUUAAAAGCGAAUGCUAUGGCAGAUUCUAUACUAAUAUCGUGGCAUCCCCCGAAAGAUCAGAGCAUCAAAGUGAGAAAGUAUAAAUUAGGCUGGGGUAAAGGCUAUCCUGAUGUCGAGAUACAGGUUCUUGAUGGAAAGCAACGAUCCUAUGCUAUUAAGCCUAUAGAACCAACAACGGAGUACGUAAUAUCUUUAAGAGCAACGAAUAAUGUUGGUGAUGGUCAACCAGCAUACGCGAAUGUGAGAACUCCCGAACGUUUUGUAUCUGAAUCCGCAGUGCCUUUAAUACCACCCGUUGGCCUUAAAGCUAUCGUGCUCUCGGCUUCCACUGUUGUACUGUAUUGGACAGACACGACCUUGUCAAAAAGUCAAUAUAUCACCGAUAGUCGAUACUACGUGGUGCGUUAUACGAACUACCAUCACAGCAGCAGCCCAAGAUACAAAUAUUACAAUGCUACUGAUCUCAACUGUAUGAUUCACGAUUUAAAACCUAAUACACAAUAUGAAUUUACGGUUAAACUGGUCAAGGGUAAACGAAGCUCGCCGUGGAGUAUGGUCGUUCUAAAUCAAACACAAGAGGCUGCACCUAGCACAGCGCCUCGAGAUUUAAUCAUUCAAACUGUCGAGGAUCGUCCAACUUCCGUUUUACUGCGAUGGCAACCUCCUAAGCAACCCAAUGGACAAAUCACAGGAUAUCUCAUAAUUUAUUCCACUGAUAACACGAAAUGGGAUCGUGAUUGGCUGGUCGAAGGUGUCAUCGGUGACAAGGUGGAUGCUACCGUGAAGGGUCUGCAUCCUAAUACGUUAUAUUACUUUAAGAUCCAAGCCCGUAACUCCAAAGGAUAUGGACCAUUCUCCACAACAAUCUCAUUUAAAACGCCACAAAGCAAUGGCAUGGAUGAUGAAUUGCAUGAUGGAGAUGGGCGAAGCUUCUCCAAUAUAUUGAUUUAUAUCAUAGCGGGUCUUUCUGUUAUCUUUAUCACUGCCAUAUCGGUAGUGGUCGUAGUUUGCUGUAAACGUAAUCCAGGCUCCCCAGAUCGAAAGAAAGGAUAUAUGAAAGAUUCGAAUCAGAAGACAAAUAUUAAACCGCCGGAUUUGUGGAUUCAUCACGAUCAAAUGGAGCUGAAGGCGCUUGAGAAAUCGUCGAUAAAUGGUGAAGCUUCUACCAGUGGCGUCACCAGUAAUACGUUACCUAGGUCGAGCAAUCCGGAUUAUAAUCAAGAUAAUAUACACGGAAAUUCCAGUUCGCUGGAUAAGCGUACUUACGUGCCAAGUUAUAUGGGUAACACUGACGAGAAGUGCUCAACCCUGAGCAGACAGCACAGUCGUGGAAGCCACAAACCUAAAUUAAUUACACUCCCUGUUGACAGUGCACCUUUGCAUCAGCCUAUAGCCACAGCUACUCCAAUUGUGAAUAGCAGCAUGUCGCAGCCAACCAUUCACACCUCGUGCAGCGAUACAUCAUCGGUGAGACAAAACUAUCCACGAACAGUCGCGCAAUAUAGCUUAAAUCGCGCGCACGUCACGUUGGAACCAACUCCAGAAUCCAGUCCGGAUUCUUGUAGCAUACCUAACUCAUAUGAGCCAUUACAGAGUCAGUUGUCAUAUGGUACAAGUGGGCAGUCUUACAGUGGAAGCACUCAAUAUAAUUCCGGUCAUUAUGGCAACAGCGCUCAACCGAUGAGCAGUUCUGUUGGGGUAGAGAAUAAUGCUAGCAAGCGAUUGCAAGGUCAUCCCCUUAAGAGUUUCAGCGUGCCGGCUCCCCCGCCACAGAGUGCCCCUUCGACGCCAGCGCAACAGAAGCAUGGAGUGUCACAAGUGACAGUAAGACCAACGAUAUCCGGAAGUCCAUACAAAAAACCGCAAAAUUCAUCGUCACAAUUAACGAAGAAUCGUUUAGCAUCUGUGUCAAAUCCGGUACACACGUCGGAAGAAGUUGAACGAUUAAAGUUACAGCCUUCGUACAGCACCGAAGAAUUGAAUCAGGAAAUGGCUAACUUAGAAGGUCUUAUGAAAGAUCUGAAUGCCAUAACAGCAUCAGAAUUUGAAUGUUAAAGUAGGUUCCUAAGCCUUGUGCCAUCCUAACUGAUGGUUAGACUGCAACGCACAUUCUCAAUGUUAGUACCUGAGAGGUAAAAUUAAUCGUUAUAUUUUUUUAUUUAUGCUGAAUUUUUUCGAAAAAAUGCGUUCGAUUAUCAUCAAAAUUACGUAGAGAAUGAACAUUAUGUAGUUAAUUAGUGUCGAUGAACGGCGCAAUUAAUACGUGAUUUUAAUGUUCGGUUUAUAAUACAAUUGAGACACGGUAAUUAAUAUGACUCGUUAGAUCACUCUAUCGCGUUUCCUCUCUCCGGUACUAGCGUUGCUUAUCUUGAGUGUGAAACUCAAUAUCGUACUUGCCAAUGUGUAAAUCCGACAACGUCACAUUCUUGCGGCGUAUUUUUGAUAACGCGAGCAAGCAAGAGUGUUGUGUCGCGAUCGGCCGCUGUUCGACGAGCGCUUUCGUGUUUAUAGACGUUUAUAGUGUAAUCGCGUGUAAAUGUGCUGGACGCGCAUAUACCGAUCAGGACUUAAAUUAUUCGACAUGAUCAAUUUCGAUGUGUUUUUCCACGGUGUGUGAAAGUCAAUGUACAAUAAUAUAGUCAAGGUGCGCGAGCAAAGAGCGUCGCGAAAGUCUUUCUUCGUCUUCUUUUUUUUUCGUCAUUUACAUAAAAACCCAAGGUAAUUCAACUGAACGAUACUCCUUGAGUAUAUAAUGUACUUUUAUGCGUGUUGAUCCGAGUGGUCUUGCCUAAAGGGAGAAGAAGAAAAUCGCCUUGCUGUCCCGGGGAAAAGCCUCAUGCGUCACUCGUCGCUAUUUCAUAUAUUCGUAUAAUUAUAUUCCUCGUCGACUCGCUAAUGAUGCCAUAUUUACGCUUGAAAAGAUGAGGCACGCGUGAGCCGGUUCGGUCAAAUAAUUUACGGUCCAAGAGGAUAUAGGCGGAGAGUAGAAAUAUUCAUUCUAUUUUUGUAUCUAUCAGUUUGCGAUGAGCUUUAUCGUACACGUCUUAAAUUUUGAGGCCUCUGGUAAAGCUUAUUCGCAUUUCCACGAGAUCAAUUUGUUUAAAAACGGAAUGAAUUUUUACAUCCGGCGGGGCCAUGGAACUGAUAAUUCGCUUGAUGUAAGCAUGAUAUAAACUUGGUGAAAAUUCUUCUCAGAAUUUUUCAUAUAAUUUAUUCAGAAUUUCUAUAUAAGUUUUAGAAUUUUUCAGAAUUUCUAUAAGGUAUUUUGGCUGAAUAAGGUCCACUUAAUUUAUUUUAUUUUCCAAAAACUCUAUAUUAAAUAGAAUUUUUUAAAUUUUAUUUUGUAAAAUUGCAGCUUAUAAUUUUGUAAAAUACUUUUCUCAGAUUUUUUUAUAUUACUUUUCAGAAGAAAGUCUACAGCUUUUCUUUAUAUAUAUAAAUUCUGAAAUAUUUUAAGACUUUUCAUUUAAUUAUUUCUGAAGAAAAUUUACUUGAAAAAUUUAAAGUAGUUUUUUCAGAAAUAUUUAUAAAUUUAAAAAAUGAAAAAUUCUUUAAAAUAUGAUGUAUUACAAGAAUUAUUUUCACCAGGAAACACUUCGUUUUACGCUUUUUAUAACUCGUUUCGAACGAUCUUCGUAAGAUGUUUGUGUUAGGUCGCUCUACGAGUGUACUCGACAUCCCAGGCAGCUCGUAUUUAAAGAUGAUUUCAUGCGCGUAUCCUUUAUUGAAGCAAUCAUCUAGUAUAUAUUACGAUCUCAUUGGAAAAUAUUAUUUUAGAGUUAAUCGAUUGCAGGCAAAUAAAUAUGGGUAUUAUAUGAUAGGUUAUUUAACGUCACAAAGUCAACGAUCCGUUUUUUUGGACAUCGAUCGCGAGAGGCACGCGAAACUCGUACGCGGAAAUUUUUCCGCAGAAUUAAACGGUACGAUACUUUCGAGAAUCUACCGAAAUCUGUCGUUGUGCUUCGAGAAUUCAUAUAUUUCGUCAGAGAUAAAAAGAUUGCGUUAUUUGAUGAAUAUGGUUUGCUUGAAAGUAAGCUUUAUUCUCUCCCCCGUGUCGCUCUUGCGAUUUGAAGUAUUAUUGAUAAAAAAAAAGAAAUGUUUGUAUACAGAUAUUUUUAGUGGGAUAUAUACUUCAUAUGUGGAUUUGUAUUUUUACUUACUCAAAAACGCGAUCGGAAACGCGGCUCUUAAGAGAAAUUUUAUAAACUUAUAACGCAAUGCUCAAUUCUCACCGGCGUUGAGAAUCGUCGAGAUAUAUAUACAUAUGUCCAUGUUUCUAUCCAGAUACAUUUUAUAUAAACCACUUACUGCCAAUUCAUUAAUGCAUAUCUAUCAAAGUACAUACGUACAUAUUUCCUUCCAAUUGCUAAACUCUCUAUCUGAAGAAACAUUUAACGAAACGCGCGAAGGCGUGUUCGAAUUCCAAUUUGGAUCAAUGAAAUACAACGAUCGUCGUUGCUGCGAAAUAAUAAUAUGCUUGUAGAAUUUCGAAUUGUACUCGACCACUUUUGGGAUACUUUUAUAUUUUCAUAGCGUUUCGAGGUAUUGUACAAAGAUUUUGUAUAUUAAGGACGUUGUACGUGAUGCGAGACAGGAAGAAUUCGAGUGAUAUAAAUCGAACACACAUCUCCUUUUACUUCAAGACAAAAUUAAAACUGAAGAUUAAAUUUAUACUAAAAGGAGACAUAUGGUUUAUAUGGUUAGAUUAAAAAGUCGCAAAAAUGCUAAACGACAUUUUAGGAGCCAUUCUUGAAAUUAACUAUAUAUUAAUUAUGUAACUCUUUAUAUACAUAUAUAUAUAUCACUCGAUUUUCAGUAGCUUGCAUAAUACGAAUUCCGAUGUAGCAUCCCAAUUUUUGGAUGCGCUGCAAAGUAACAGACGAUACUCUCUCUCACGUGUAGGCGCUGCCAAAUUUUGUGACUGACUUUUCACGGAUUUGGAGUCUUUCGAGCGCGAUGGGAAAGAUAACAUUUAUAUCGCAAUUUUUGUAUUCGGAGUAUUGCGUGUUACUUGCGAUGCGAUAAUACGUAGAUGAUACCGCCCAACGCGCGAUUUGCAUACAGGAAAAUUUUAAGUAAAUACUCUUGUUUCAAGUAUUUCAUAGAUUUAUGUCUAAAAAUUAUUAUAAAAUUUAUUAAAAAUUUAUUCUAAAACCUAGAAAAAUUUAAUACUUUAAUGAAGGUCAUUAAAACAAAAGUUUAAUUUGCUUAUUAUUUUAAUAAAAAUUUUCUUUAAUAAAAUUUUAUAAUAUUUUUCGAAAGAAUAUAACAUUUUUUAAAGUACACAUGAUAAUGAAUUUUUAAAAAAUUAUGAUGAAUAUAAUUUAAGACUGUAAUAAAAUAAAUAUUCUUUGUCAGAGAUAAUAUUAAAAUCAGAAAAAUACAGUUUAUAUAAUAAUUGCUCUUAGAAAUAAAAUUAAUAUUUUUUUCUGUAUGUGGAGGUAAAACUUUAUGAGAAUCGCCAGCGUUCGAUCGUACUGGGCUUCGUUCGUCAAGCGUAACGUAACAUUUUUUAUUUUUUACAUAUAUAAGUUAUAUAUAAGUUAGCUGUAAAAGAGAAUGUUUUAUUGAACGAGCGCGUGAUACGUUUUUCUCGAAAAGACACUAACGUUUUGCACUGUGUUGUUGUUUUUACGUUGACAGUGUGUCGAGCUUUGUACAAGCUUUUUACAAUCGCGAAAGGAACAUGUGAGAGCUAUACUUAUAAAGAGAACAGCUUGUACAUUAAGUAUAUACAUAUACAUGAUAUAUAUAUAUAUAUAUGAAAGUUGUAUCUAUAUUGCGCUGUUGACAGAAAAGAGCGUCGGGUACUUUUUAAUUAAAGGACAGGCCUACUGAGAAGGCCUGCGAGAAUAUUUUACCACAAAAGUAUAAUUAGCGUAUAGCUAUACGUAGAUAGCGUGUAUAUUUAUCUAAAUAAGAUUAAUAUUAUUUAUUGAUUUUUUUUGUUUACGCGCCGAUUUUUCCGGGUAGACAGACGAAAACAUUAGAGGCUGGUUUGUAUUCGACCGUUGCCUCGCGUAAAAUACACCUCCAAUUCUCAUUACUCAUCAACGAAUCGAUCAUUCACAUCUGCAUUUAUAAAUUAGUUAGGUAAAUUAAUUAUCUAGAUUAGCAUUUCAUAUGAAAUUUGACGAUAUAUAAUCGCGAUGAAGAAAACGAUCGGCUUAUCGAUGUACAUAAAUAUGAAAGAAAAAACACCGCCACUUUAUAUAAGAGAUGAUCAAGUAUUUAUAUAUAUAUAUAUUAUUAUAUAGCCAUUAUAUAUAUAAUUCUUAUAUUUGUACGAUAUACGAUAUAAGAAAGCCCGCCCCGAGACAAAACAUUCAUAACAAGUGUGUGAUAAUAUUUGUAAAACUUGAUAUUCAAUAAACAAUUUUAUGUUCUUUACAAAA